[Candida] anglica is the source of this 2010-nucleotide messenger RNA. The record is from the annotation of a GenBank genome assembly. Lineage: Eukaryota; Fungi; Ascomycota; Pichiomycetes; Serinales; Debaryomycetaceae.
AUGUAUAGCUUGCAAAAUAAGAGAUAUGCCCGUAUGAUAGCCGGUGCUGGCCUAGGGUUUUUCAUCAUUUGCCUUCUCAUCACCAUGAGAAGUUCAUCUAGCCACCUGGUGCAACAUUUCCAUGACAAAGGGAAUGUGGCUAUGGUGGAAUAUCCUCAAGAUGACGAUUCAUUGGAUAAUCUUUCGGAUGAAGGCCAUAACCAGGGGGUAGUUGCAGACUCUCAAAAGGCCCAAGAUCUGCAGAAAGCCGCCAAUGAUAUAUCUGCCCCUGGAGGAAAAAAUGAUGACAUGGAAAUCAAAAAGGGGAAAGGUGAUAAGAAUACUGGUACAAAGUCCUCUGGUUCAUUUGCAUUCUCCGAUGAGCUUAUCAAGGAAGAAUUCAAGGAUAUGAAUAUGAAGACAUUUUCUGAUCCAAUGCAUUUGGUAGAAGGAGUUGACAAAGAUGGUGAACUCUCACAAGAUGAAUAUUGCCCCAAGCUUGCCUUCACCGAUAAGGUUGGUGUUUCUAGACAACGUAUGUUGGACGUUCCCUUUGAGAGGAUCAGAGCUGCCAUCAAGAAAAUCCCAGAAUUUGAGAAUUUGGUUCAAAAGGCCUACAAGAAGUUCAAUUCGAAAUUCCCAGAAGAAUCUCAAUGGCUUAGAUUUGGUGGAUCUUCUGUAUGGUUGGAUGAAUUCCAAGUUCAUUAUAUGGUCAGUAGAGUCUUAUUUCUGCAUAAUGGUGUUCCUAACAAGGGUUAUGUCAGUUUCUUUUACAUACAAUUAUUUGACCAGAACUGGAAAGAACUCCCACCUACCAAACUUGAAGUUCCAUAAGAGAAAAAGACUUUGGUUAAGGUAAUUCAACCAGAUGGAUCCGUACUUGAAGAUGUUCUUGAUUCUGUAGUUGGUCGUAGACAGGUCGAGUACCCAUCUAUUCUUCCAAUUCCAUUUGAUUCGGAGCUUCAAUCCGCCGAUGACCAUUACUAUGGACCAGAAGAUCCUCGUAUUGUUCUUAGAACAAACUCCAUGGGAUUUGAAGAACCUUUGAUUGUUUUCAAUAUGAAGAGCAACAAGCUUGUACAACGUGUAAUGCACAUUUACUUACCAUUCUCCACUCACCUUCGUGUUUUGACUAAGCGUAACACUCCAUUCACUCAAGUCGAAAAGAAUUGGACUCCAUUUAUUUCUGGUAGAUCCAAUGAAGCUAUCGAUUUUGUUUAUUCACUUGACCCAUUGGAAGUUAUGUCUUGUAAUAUUGAAUCUGGUAUUUGUGAUUGGCAUCAAAAACCUUCCGGUGGACGUGUAGGACAACUUCGUGGUGGUACUCAACUUGUUGAAUUACUCCUGUCUAAACAUUUCCCAGAAUUGGCCCUUCCUGAACAUAGAAAGGUUUAUAUUGGAAUGGCUAGAGCACAUUUGAAUGGUUGCGGAUGUGGAGAAUCCAUGUAUAGACCAAACUUCAUGAUUCUCAUCGAUGAUUACAACCCGGGUAAGGAUAAGCAUUAUUUCAAGGUCAGUCAUGUUUCUGAAUAUAUUGAUUUCUUUGCGGAAGUUGGUCCAUGGGUAAUUCCAGAAUUAGAUGGUGACGGUAAAUUGAAACCUAUCAACAAGGGGGUUUGUGUUGGUCGUAAUGUCCUCAUUCCAAAUUCUAUCGCUUACUGGGGAAUUGAAUCCGUUGAAAAGGACGGUAAGGUGUACAAGGCAAAUGAAUUUGACCUGGUUCCACAAAAUGAUUCACCUGUAAAAUUCAAUGAUUAUAUGGCGAUUACUCUUUCAUCAGCUGAUAGAGAUGUUAGUGUUGUCCAUGUUCGUGGUCUUCUUUCAUAUAUUAUGAAACUCCCACUGAUCUUUGAUUCAGAAAGCCAGGUAUACACUGACGCCAAGUUCCAACCAAGGGGAUUUGAUCUUAACAUUAAAUGUGCUAUGAGUGCAUCAGAUAAAUAUUGUAAGAAUUUUGGUAAUGUAUUAAGAGAAAAGGAAAAGGCCGAGAAGGAAAAGGCUGAGAAGGAAAAGGCUGAGAAGAAAAAUUAG